Prunus persica (peach) is the source of this 1954-nucleotide messenger RNA. RefSeq lists its product as uncharacterized. The record is from RefSeq and is a predicted model, not a curated record. Lineage: Eukaryota; Viridiplantae; Streptophyta; Magnoliopsida; Rosales; Rosaceae. The coding region runs from base 410 to 1381 and encodes 323 amino acids. The transcript has 4 exons.
UGCUUUUUCUGCACUAGGGAUUUCUGAAUUAUUUCCAAGUAGUCCAAGACCCCAUCUCGGAAGAACCCCCCUUUUAUCCCGUCUUAUUUCUUGUCAGUAGUGCACGUUCCAGUUCCCGUUCGGCAAGUGAGUAAUUCUUUCUCGUAAGAUUCUCCUGUCUCUCUCUCUCUCUCUCCCUCUCUCAUGUUUUGAAUUUUCAUUUCUUAUUAUAUUAAGAGAAAAGUUAUAUUCUCCCUUCACCUCUCUCUCUCUCAUCUUUGCGUUUCGUUUACAACUAUGUGGUUUUGAAUUGCUACUGAUGAUUGAAUGACACAGUAUCGAAGUGUCCUUUUGAGAUCAGAGUGGCCUUAUAGACGAACUAAGAGUUAUCUCAUCAAUAACAUAUAAGAGAGAAACGAGAGAUUCAUACAUGGAUUUCGUUGAAGGAGCUCCUUCAUCUACAGUUGAUAUUCCAGAAUUUUUAAAAUCCUUCCCGAAGCUGUCUACCUCUGAUUCAUCUGCCAAUCUUGAUUCUUUACCUAAUGGUGCUAAAGUUGUAGCCACUGAAAGUCUUGCUAGAAAAACAUCUUCUUCUCAUUACACGUUAGCGGACAUGUUAAAAAGAUCAGACGUUACUUCACGAUGGGAGGAUGGUCGUGUUGUGAACGAGUAUCGCAGAAUUAUUCGGGAUAUUAUUGAGGUACUGUUCCAAUUGGAGUUGAAAGAUAUACGUUCUGGCUACUUGAACGAUGAUGACAUAGUCAUUAUUCAUGGUCGAGCAAAGAUCCCCUAUUUUGCGAAACCUUGUAUUGAAACUAAAUUGUCAAGCUAUAGACAAGAAUUCAAAUCUUUGGUUUCAAGAAUGCUCGGGGAGAAUGCUGCAAUAGUGGAGUUAGUGCACUUCUAUGGCACGAUCGACCACCUUGGGAUGACUUUUAACGACUUAUGGUAUCAUCCUCUGCUCCAAUCAUCUAAUGAGAGAUAUUUUUCCCCUCUUGACGCCUGGUUGCAUCUUCAAUAUGAGAGAAGACUUACAUGGAGAAAUAUGUAUCAAAAUGUGGCGAAUAAUGAUAUUGACAUCAACACAAUCGUUGGAAAAUCUAACUACAAGGCUUUUAAGUCCGUUCUUUUGAAAAAAACCAAAAAGGAAGGUGCAUAUAAGAAUAAUGCCUUGGGAGUGUUUGAUUACUCAAGAUACAUCCUCGAGAAUGUUAAUAAAAAUGUGGAUAAGGACAAUGAAAGAAUUUCGACCAAGCAUGAAGUGGAAGAAGAGCUUACUUCGUUGUUCCCCACACGGCUAAUAGAUUUAUAUGAGUUCUUGUAUUCUAUGGGCAUUAGCAUGGACUCCUUAGGGCUACGAAGGUACACUACUACACAAAGUACUUUCUAUAGCAUUAAUUAAUAGAAUUUUAUUUUCUUAAAUGCUAUUAAAAGGAGCUUUACAACAAUUUUAGUAAAAUUGCUGCAGUAGUAUACAAAGUAGAAGAUAUAUGCAUAUUUCCCUUCUAUUGAGGGAUACCUUUAUGGUCCCCUACAAAUUUUUUUUCAAUGAUCCAAGCCAUUUUACAUCUUUAUUCAUAGACCGUCCUCAUGCAGAUUAAAAAUCAUUAAUGCAUCUAAUUGGGACCAACAAAGUAGACGAAUACAGUGCUUCAAUAAAAGAUUAUAAUAACAACCAUCUAAUUGAUUGGUCAAAUUGUUUCAGAUUCAAGUGAUUCUUUUGCGUAUAUGAUCUUUGAAGGAAUAUCUAAAAACUCUUAAAAGUGAAUAUAAAGGCAAAAACUAUCAUCCGGAUGUCUGCACGUUAUUAUCGUGCGGAUGCCAUCGUAAACGAAGAAGAAAGCAAAGAAGGGUAGUAGAAAAUAUAUGGCGUCCACAUGAUAAUAAUAUAUAAACGUCCGCAUAACAGAAAAUAUGCUAUUAAAUAAGGCUAAAUUAGUACACUUACAAAAUGUUUAAAUAUAAUUAAAUAAAA